Photinus pyralis (common eastern firefly) is the source of this 949-nucleotide messenger RNA. Its product is annotated as TPPP family protein CG45057-like. Gene Ontology annotation, cellular component: microtubule. Gene Ontology annotation, biological process: microtubule bundle formation; positive regulation of protein polymerization; microtubule polymerization. The record is from RefSeq and is a predicted model, not a curated record. Gene Ontology annotation, molecular function: tubulin binding. The transcript is spliced from 4 exons. NCBI's taxonomy places the organism in Eukaryota, Metazoa, Arthropoda, Insecta, Coleoptera, Lampyridae. Bases 378 to 710 code for a protein of 110 amino acids.
UUAAGAGAUAUUUUUUUUCUCUUUUCAAUGACGUAACACGUUAGCACCCGUGUAGAAGAAAUUAAGUUUUAUUUCAAGCCUUUUGUGAUAUGUUAUGCCACUGCCUUGCAGUUAUAGUAUUUUACAUUAUUAGCCAGGUAAGUGAGUUUUUACUGGCGAUAGGAGAAGUUGACCCAGUAUACCUGCAUGUUAUAAAUUAUUGACACAACCUUAUCGUUGCUUAGCAACCAUAUAUGCUGUGACAUGUAUAACACGCCAUUUUUAAACAAGACGCAGGUGAAGGUAUAACGAAACGGGAUGGACUUUGCAUUGCAAGAGUAGUCGUUGCUUAUACUGCAGCUGGAAAAUGACAGAUGACGUAACCUCAUCAGCGAUAAAUGGCGCUUAAUGUGACUUUAAAACAACAAUUUGAAUUUUUUGCGCGGUAUGGAGCGAAAGGUACGGAUGGUGACAAAAUUACAUUGACAAAUACAGAUUAUUGGCUGCGACAGGCCAAAAUUCUUGACGACAGGAAGGUUACCUUGACAGAUACGGGUGUUUGUUUCAACAAAAUGAGAUCAAGAACUAUAACUUUCCAACAGUUCAUGGAAUUUUUGGACGAUUUAUCUACGCUGAAAAAGUUGGACAUGCAAAAUUUGCAAACACAACUGACCGAAUGCGGGAUGCCGGGCGAUGACGAGAAGAAACAGGAAAAGCCAAAAAAGAAAUGAAAUCUCGAGAUCAGUCUGUAACAAUACCUACCAGAAAUAUAAUUACUAUUUAUUAAAUUAGUAUAACAUUCAAACAAUUUAUUACAUAAUAUGCAUGGAAAAUAAUUUUUGAACAUCAAUCAAAUAUCGAUGGCGUUAAUUACAUUUCACAUAAAAGUUUCAUAUGAUUGGUGUAGAGUGUAUAGUGUAUCUAAUUAAUUGUGUUUGCGCGUGAAAUUAAAUUUAAAAAAAGAAUCUGG